Malurus melanocephalus (red-backed fairy wren) is the source of this 770-nucleotide messenger RNA. RefSeq names its product myosin-1B-like. Gene Ontology annotation, molecular function: actin filament binding; microfilament motor activity; ATP binding. The annotation marks the transcript as partial. Gene Ontology annotation, cellular component: vesicle; myosin complex; cytoplasm. The transcript has 6 exons. NCBI's taxonomy places the organism in Eukaryota, Metazoa, Chordata, Aves, Passeriformes, Maluridae. The record is from RefSeq and is a predicted model, not a curated record. Gene Ontology annotation, biological process: actin filament organization; vesicle transport along actin filament.
UUGCUGACAAGGCUGCCUACCUGAUGGGUCUGAACUCAGCAGACCUGCUCAAGGCCCUCUGCUACCCCCGCGUCAAAGUGGGGAAUGAAUAUGUGACCAAGGGCCAAACUGUGCAGCAGGUAUAYAAUUCAGUGGGUGCCYUGGCAAAGGCUGUCUUUGAGAAGAUGUUCCUGUGGAUGGUUGUUCGCAUCAACCAGCAGCUGGAUACGAAGCAGCCCAGGCAGUACUUCAUUGGUGUCCUGGACAUUGCUGGCUUYGAGAUCUUUGAUUUCAACAGCCUGGAGCAGUUGUGCAUCAACUUCACCAAUGAGAAACUGCAACAGUUCUUCAACCACCACAUGUUCGUGCUGGAGCAGGAGGARUACAAGAAGGAGGGAAUYGAAUGGGAGUUCAUUGACUUUGGCAUGGACCUGGCUGCCUGCAUUGAGCUCAUUGAGAAGGAGAAUCUCAACAAGCUGAUGACYAAUCUGCGGAGCACUCACCCCCAUUUUGUGCGCUGUAUCAUCCCCAAUGAGUCUAAAACACCUGGUGCCAUGGAGCAUGAACUGGUGCUUCACCARCUGCGCUGUAACGGCGUGCUGGAAGGGAUCAGRAUUUGCAGGAAGGGAUUCCCCAGCAGAAUCCUCUAUGCUGAUUUCAAACAGAGAUACAAGGUGCUUAAUGCCAGUGCCAUCCCYGAGGGACARUUCAUCGAUAGCAAGAAGGCUUCUGAGAAGCUCCUUGGGUCUAUCGAUGUGGACCACACCCAGUACAAAUUUGGACACACCAAG